Messenger RNA from Siniperca chuatsi (mandarin fish), 1239 nucleotides. Its product is annotated as coenzyme Q-binding protein COQ10 homolog, mitochondrial. Gene Ontology annotation, molecular function: ubiquinone binding. Lineage: Eukaryota; Metazoa; Chordata; Actinopteri; Centrarchiformes; Sinipercidae. The transcript is spliced from 5 exons. Bases 118 to 822 code for a protein of 234 amino acids. Gene Ontology annotation, biological process: ubiquinone biosynthetic process; cellular respiration. Gene Ontology annotation, cellular component: mitochondrion. The record is from RefSeq and is a predicted model, not a curated record.
GUGGAGCGGCUAAUCAGUCAGAACAAAGCCGGGCUGCUGCUGCUGCUGCUGCGGUUAAAGUAGCCUACCGACGUCGCUCCUAAGAACCUGUAUUAGCUUUUACACUUAAACUGCACCAUGACCAAGAAAACGACUCCUCUCCUCUUUAAGGCGCUGCUGGAGCUGGCUGAAGCCCAUUCUUCUAAAGUUGUGCGAGGAAACACUAAAAGAGCGAAUGUCAGACACUUGGGCUCCUGUGGGGCCCUGGCAGCGAGAAGGGCCAGCCUGCCUCUCUCCUCCGCCAUCCCCAUCAGCACACCCAGCCGCAGCUUCAUCAACCUGGUUGCUCCCAUCAGCACCCGCAGGAUGGAGUACACUGAGUGCCGGACAUUAGGGUAUACUCCAGAGCAGAUGUACAAUGUAGUGGCAAGCGUGGACCAGUACCAGCACUUUGUCCCCUGGUGCAAGAAGUCUCGGGUCAUGAAGGGACGAAAUGGUGACGUCCGGGCAGACCUUGAAAUAGGUUUCCCCCCCAUCGUGGAGCGCUACACCUCUGAGGUCACCAUCAUCCCAAACCACCAAGUCAGGGCCGUGUGUACUGAUGGAUCCCUCUUCAGCCAUCUUGAAACAAUAUGGAGGUUUGCCCCUGGAACCAAAGACCAACCAGCCUCCUGCAAAGUGGAUUUCUAUGUGUCAUUUGAAUUCAAGUCUCUUCUGCACUCUCAGCUGGCCAGCGUGUUCUUUGAAGAAGUGGUUAAGCAGAUGGUCAGUGCCUUUGAGUCACGGGCAGCAACACUUUACAGGAACCAGCAGAAGGCGCCAUUAAGGAGGUGGUCGAUAUAAGGCGACCCCUUUGACCUCCCGUCCAUCCACAUCGAAUGGGACCUUUUAACCAAACCCUGGACUACCUACUAUCAACACUUGUUUUACACAGGAGACUGGAUCUUCUUUUUGCACUCACUCAUAUAUUAUACUUGAGUUGACAUGCACAUGGAAUAUACUUAAAACUAUACUAUACAACUAUUUAUCUAUGAAACACAAGCUAAUUUAUUUGCUUUCUUGUACAUAUGUAUUUAUUUUAGGGAUAGGAAUUAAUGCAUGGUUUCAAAAUGUUGAACACAAAUGUUUUCUAUGGAAAAUUGUGGGAUUAUGUACAAAAAAGUGACUCCCGCUCAGUGCUGAAACAUCUAAAAGGGUUACAAGCUUUUUUUUAUACAGCAUUGUUUGGCGAUGGAAUUAAAAAGCUUUUAUUUUGGUAAA